Molecule: messenger RNA, 781 nt
Organism: Quercus robur (English oak)
Lineage: Eukaryota; Viridiplantae; Streptophyta; Magnoliopsida; Fagales; Fagaceae
Product: copper transporter 6-like
Exons: 1
Coding region: 76-561 (161 amino acids)
Biological process (GO): intracellular copper ion homeostasis; copper ion transmembrane transport
Cellular component (GO): plasma membrane
Molecular function (GO): copper ion transmembrane transporter activity
Source: RefSeq, a predicted model, not a curated record
AUUUAAAACAAGGGACCUCCAUAUCAUCCACAAAACUAGUUCUACAUAAUUUUUACACUGCCACGGCCGCUCGCGAUGCAUGACAUGGAGUCACCAGCAACUCCCAUGAAUGACUCAUCCGGAGAUGGAAUCCACAACAUGAACCAUAACCAUACCAAUAUGGCCAUGAACAUGAACAUGAUGCACAUGACCUUCUUCUGGGGUUCCAACGCUGAAAUACUCUUCUCCGGUUGGCCCGGCACACGUCUUGGUAUGUACGUAUUAGCUCUGAUAGUAGUCUUCGUGCUCUCAGUGCUCGCUGAGUGGUUCUCUCAUUGCCAAUUGAUCAAACCAGGUGCUAACAAUGUUAAAGCCGGUCUUGUUCAGACCCUUAUGCAUGCAAUUCGGAUUAGUCUCGCUUAUAUUGUAAUGCUUGCUGUUAUGUCUUUUAACGUUGGUAUAUUACUAGUGGCUGUUGCGGGACACGCAAUAGGGUUUUUGCUCUUUGGCAGUCGAGUUUUCAAGGACUCAGAAAUGACAUCGUCUGUGAAAACUAGUGAUCUUCCUCCAAUGAGUUGCUGACAUAUAUAAAAUUUCUGUUUGUCAUAAGCAAAUUAGCAAAGUUACAUGUAAUUUUUAAAAGUCUCACAUAAUAUUGUAGAUCUCUUGUACUCUUCCUAGUAAUGUAUACUGCAUUAGUUUGAAGAUGUGGAUAUUUCAAUAUAGAGCUAUAUGUUGCAAUAAGUGAGUUGAGGUUCUUUUCAAGUACACUCUUCUUUUUAAUGUAAUGGUUCCACCUAUA